This is a messenger RNA of Lathyrus sativus (Indian pea), 2658 nucleotides long. NCBI's taxonomy places the organism in Eukaryota, Viridiplantae, Streptophyta, Magnoliopsida, Fabales, Fabaceae. The record is from the annotation of a GenBank genome assembly.
AUGUGGGUCUCAUCAGGUUCUUCUUCUGCUUCUAUGGAGGUGAAUGCAGUUCAAGUUAAUAACAAUCUAGCGAAUGAUAUCGAUGAGCAGCGAGAUGAACAAUCACUUUCUCCAGAAAGGUCCAAUGCUUAUAAUGUUUUCGGUGAUCCAGAUCCGGAAUUAUCUCCUCGAGUGGGUGAGGACUACCAGGUUGAAAUUCCUGCUUUAAUUUCAAAAUCCGAGUAUUGUUUGUUUCGAAGGAACACCGACGAUGCAGAAAGUACUAUUCGUAACUUUCGAGUAGGAUUACCUAUUCCAAUUAUUUGGAUAAAGGAUGGAGCAGAGAAGAGCAAUGCCGAUCGACCAAGAAACGAAUGCAAGUUGAUUUCUGAUAUGCAGCAAGAAACAAAGAUUGGGAUGCUUGAGGAGGAUGAACAUAAAGGGCAGAUUCUGGUUCCCGGUUCUCGAAGUGACAACUGGACUGAAGUUGAAGAGGCCGGUUUCGUCCUUGGUUUGUAUAUAUUUGGGAAGAACCUCGUUCAAGUGAAAAGAUUUAUCGGCAAUAAGAAGAUGGAGGAUAUACUGUCAUUCUAUUAUGGGAAAUUUUAUAAGUCUGACAAAUAUCAGAGAUGGGAUGGAUGUAGGAAAAUGAAAAGCAGGAAACGCGUGUUCGGGCAGAGAAUUUUCACCGGACAAAGGCAACACGAGCUUUUGUCUCGUCUACUACCGAAUGUAUCACAGGAAUGUCAAAAGGAAUUACUUGAGGCGUCGAAGACAUUUGUAGAGGGAAAAAUGCUUUUAGAAGAAUAUGUUUUAACUCUAAAAGCUUCGGUUGGGAUCAAAGCACUUGUUGAGGGAGUAGGAAUUGGUAAAGGGAAACAAGAUCUUACUGGUGUCUCUAUUGAUUCUGUACGGUCCACUCAAGCCGUUCCGUUUCGCGCAGAAAUACCGGUUGGUAAAGCAUGUUCAAUGCUUUCAACUUCAGAGAUAAUAAGCUAUCUAACAGGUGACUUCAGAUUAAGUAAAGCGCGAACAAGCGAUCUCUUUUGGGAAGCUGUUUGGCCUCGUUUACUUGCCAGAGGUUGGCACUCGGAGCAGCCUAGAUGUUAUAACUAUUCGGUUACUUCUAAGAAUCCUCUGGUCUACCUUGUCCCCGGAGUUAAAAAGUUUUCAAGGAAGCUCGUGAAAGGGAAUCACUAUUUCGAUUCUCUAUCUGAUGUCCUCAGUAAAGUUGCGUCCGAUCCUGAGCUAAUUGAUCUCGAGAAAAAUGUGGAUGAUGACUUCUCAACCAAGGAAGGAAAUGGGUGGACGAAGGAUACAAAACUGGACAGAGAAGAUUCCCCGGCUGAUCAGCCGCGUCAUUGCUAUCUCAAGGUAAAAACUCCAAACAAUAGCGCAGAUGUAAUUAAAUUCACUGUUGUGGAUACAAGUCUGGCGAAUGAAAAGACGAGAAAUGUGAAAGAACUGAAAAGCCUACCAUUUGGAGUUUUAGAAGCUUCUAGUUUGGAAAUUGAUUCGGACGAUGAAAAUACUUCAGAAGAGGAGAAAACAAAUGAUUCCGAGUCUGUAAAAGGCAAAUACUUUGAUAACGGGAAGAAUGAUAUUACUAAAUCCGGUAAACUUAACAUUGUUAAGGGUGAAUCUUCAGACUUGAGUGGUUUUGAAAGCAAGCCUUCGAAAGAGAAGCUUCCAAGAAGCAACAUGGUCUGCGCUAGUGUAUCAGCUGCCUCGAUAGACCAGAAGACGGACUUCUUGGAUAACAAAAAGAGAAAAGACGGUGUGAAGUGUCAAUCACUCUCGAAGAUGGUAUCUGAUAACAUAAUUGAUCUGGUCCCUAUUACAAAAAAGAGAAGGAGAUUAACUGCAUGUAGCCGUGCAAAGACAAACGGAAGCACGAGUUUCUUUGCGGUUUCUCCGAGAGUUAAACAAGAGGAGUCAAGUUUCUGUCAGGAUCAAGACAGCUCAAAAUACCGCGAGAAUGUAACUGCUGAUUUUUUGGCUCCUAGAGUAAAACAAGAGAAGUGUCCUUACAAUUCAAAAUCUAGUGAUAGUGCUCAUUCAUCUGCGGAGAAGUUAGUUCCACCUCAGGAGGUUAACUAUUUAGCGCGUUUUCCAACUCAGGAGACAAAAAAGUUAGCAGAACCUCUGCCAAAUCUUGGCUCAUUCAUCUGCAGAGAAAGUGUUCCUGGUACGAGCUCUUCCGGCACAAGAGAACAACAUCAGAAACCUCAGCCGCGGACUAUGAUUGACCUUAACUUACCUGUCUCACCGGAAGUUGAUGCUGAUGAGCCUUUUGUGAAUGAAGUGACUGAGGUACAGAAAACUGAUACAAGCAAGGAAUCGGGUGAGAUCAGUGCAGGGACAAACAUCGAGCCGGUUGAUCACUCAGAGCAGCAGCCUGACGUGCAAGCCCGGAGGACAGGCACAAGAAACCGACCCCCGACAGCAAAAGUUCUGGAAGCUUUUGCCUUCGGAUAUCUAGACAAAAAGGAGAAGCGUGUCAGAAGUAGGGACAGCUCAGGAUCAAAAGCUUCGCGACGCGUGCGUCAUAAGGUCGAAGGCUCUAGUAGCGGUGCUGUUGCAGAUACUGAAAAAGAGGGAAGAAUGAAUUUCGCCUGCAACGGUAAUGGUAGCGCUGGCAGUAACGACGAUGUGUUAUAUACAGGUUUCAAACAAUGA